Corticium candelabrum is the source of this 1752-nucleotide messenger RNA. RefSeq lists its product as uncharacterized. The coding region runs from base 117 to 1712 and encodes 531 amino acids. Gene Ontology annotation, biological process: interstrand cross-link repair. The record is from RefSeq and is a predicted model, not a curated record. The transcript has 12 exons. Lineage: Eukaryota; Metazoa; Porifera; Homoscleromorpha; Homosclerophorida; Plakinidae. Gene Ontology annotation, cellular component: Fanconi anaemia nuclear complex.
AUCCUGACGUAAUAGUACGCUCCUUACCUCUACCGUGGCACGGAUUGUUUGGUUCGCUUGCCGCGUCUGUUCACCAUGCACGUGACUGGCUCGCAAAGCAACAUCAGGACGUCACGAUGAGACGACUGGAGGCGAGCAAGAAUCCUCCUUUGUGGCAUGACCUUCUGGAGUCACUCACAGCACAAGUCGCAUUCUUGCUGUGCGAUAGAAAAAUUGGAAUGCUUUCUAGGUUGUUGCUGUUACCAAUCAAAUUGCAACAGAGGUUUCUCUCAUUGCUUUUGUUGGAGCAUGGCAGACUUCCUCAUCAAGGCUUGCAUGAUUUCGUUCAACGCAUUUUAUCGUAUUCACGACAGGAUGAUUGGAUAUUGACAGAACUGUAUCUUCUUCAUGAUAAAUGCAUUCAGUUUGCAGAUGUGAGUUGUGAUUGUGGCCUUCAUGUUGAUUCAAGGUGGUUGUUAUCAUCGGUUGAGACAAGGUGCCAAGCAAUAGAAGACAAGCUAAAUUAUGGUAGAGUUGAUUCUAAAUGGCUCACAGGAUGGAAAAGAAAUGUGGAUCAGGUUAUGAUUAUUGACAACGAUUCAAAUGCUGAAGAAUGUGGGGAAAUGGAAAUAUUAUUUGGUGGUGAAAGUGUCAGUUCUCUUUCUUUUAAAGAUAGUUGCCUCAACUAUAAAGAAGAUGAGUAUGAUACAACUGAAAUUAUGUUGAACGAUGAGGACACAGAAAGCAGCAUCCUGGUGAAGAGAAGGAAGAUUAAUGAAGAAUCAGAUCAUGUUGUGCCAACUGUUUCACCUGAUAAUGAUAACAACAGUCAAGAUACAGAAUUGUCUCAGAAGUCGCUAUUUUCACAGGCAACUCCUACAAAACUGAAACUGGACAAAAUGCAAGAGCUGCAAGAUGAAAUAAGCAUGUUUGAAUCUGACUGCACUUUGUCAGUAGACAUGAAGAAAGCUGUUUUGAAGCUGAGAGAUGACGUCUUAUCAGGAUCUGCUUUGCACUCUGAAAUGGAAGACGAGCUCGAAGUCAUUUUAAUGAAAUGCCACACUCGACAGGUAUCUGAUGUUUGUAGCAAACUAAAAUGCUCCAAUCUCACAGAAAGUCAGUUUACGUACUUAGCGAAUCGAAUGUGCCGGCUCAAAGUUGAACCAAGUUACCAAACAUGCUGUCAGUUUAUGAGAGAGGCAUUUCUAUCUUGGUUUUUGUGUCUCCAGCAGUCUGCAUCACGAGCUGUUGUCUCUGUAGCAGAACGACUGGCACAGAAAUUUUUACGGCCGUUUUUGUCUAGCAUUGCUGUUCCUUUGAUGGCAUUGGAUACUUUGAGCAAAGUUCAAGUUGAACUUUUGUCUCGUGUCAUACGCAGUUCACUCAGUAUGGAUGAUCAGCAUGAGCUACUUAGAGAAUACCUGGUUUUCUAUCUUGCUAGUAAUGCUGUUUGGAGUGAUGGAACAGUGACUGUACUUUGUGCUCUAGUUGACACAAAGGCUCGUUUCAACAAGGAUAUGACUGAGAUGUUGGUGCUAGCACUUGAGAGGAAUGCUCUUCCAUUCGCUUCUAGUUUGCUGUUUGCUAAGUUAGCUUUGACCGUUGUCCAGCAGCUCAACUGUGAGCUGAAUUGCCAUGUUGUUCGACUCCAAGGAAUAUUUGACUGUAACAAGACAUUUCUUCGCAAGCCUGGUUUGACAGCAUUAGAAAAGAUUGAGCAAUUGACCAACUAGUUGUACAUAGUAAGAUGAUGAAUAUUUCCAAAGUUUAUAU